GGCUCGAGGCGCGGUCCGCCCGAGCGCCGCCGCGUCCGCGCGCCAGUCUCCUUCCCCGCGUCGGGCGGUGGCGCGGCGGCCCCCCGCGGGGGCGGUCGGCGCAGGCCUCAAGCCAUGGACCACCACGCGGCCUCCGAGCAGCGGUCCGCCGAGAUGCGGAUGCUGAGCCAGAAGCUCGCCGAGACAGGCGAGCGCCAGAAGCUGAAGGAGCACAUCGUGUCCGUCCUGACCGAGUGCGGCUGGAGGGACGAGCUGAAGAAGCACUGCGUCCAGCACGUCCAGGACAGAGGCGUCGAGAAGGUCACCAUUCAGGACAUCACGGCCGCCAUCUCGCCCCCCGGGGCCGCGCGACGCUCCCGGACUCCCUGAAAACCGACCUCCUGAACCGCCUCCGGGCCUUCGCGGAGGAGCAGGGGCUGGAGCCUUCGCAGUGAGGCUCUGCAGGCCCCCAUUUGCAGGAGCAGCAGGCCUUGUACUCCUCGAGUCUCUCCCCCCCCUCCCCUCUCCUCCCA
This is a messenger RNA of Prorocentrum cordatum, 512 nucleotides long. The record is from the annotation of a GenBank genome assembly. Lineage: Eukaryota; Dinophyceae; Prorocentrales; Prorocentraceae.